CAGAGCCAUGGGUCGCGCGAGAGGAAGCUCAACAGAUAUUGCGCCUCGAAACUUUCAGUCAGAAAUUCCUUCGACUCGACUUCGAUUUAAAAAUCGAUUUAAAGACAGUCAAUUGCUUUCAGUCUUGAAAAUAAUGGCAGCGUUCUAGUUUUGUGGCGUCUCUUACAGUGUAGACUUCCUUCUUUAACACCUCCCACUUGAUGAUGCCCUUAUGAGCGCAGGUGAAACGACACAUUAGUGCGAUCUGUCUGGCUCAAAGGAUGGAUGUUUUACCAUGAUGUGUAUUUUAGAUAGACGUUUCUAAAGUUAGAGGGAAAAUAAUAAGAUAAUAAUCGUUAUUUUUAUUUAUAUAUAUCUAUGAUAAUCGCUUAUUGUUCAAAAAGGCUUUAUAUGCAGCUUUAUUAUGCUAUAAAUAACGUUUUAUGCAACUCUCGAGAUGUUUAUUUCCUAGCGAAUGCUUCUGUUCUCUACAGUGCAUUUUUUUUUUUUUUUUUACUUUUAUGGUUAUUUCAUGAGGAUGGGAAGGAUUAUAUCGUAAAAGCAUCCUCGUAGAAAUGGGAAAAUGGGAGCUGACAAUGGAGCCUGUUCAGGAGUGGGGCGAGGAGCAUGAAGACGGGGCAGUGUUUGGGAUCACCCUGCGCAGAGAGCCAGUCCAGCAGUCAUCUGAGCCCACAGAGGCUUUCGUUCAGUACCGCACAUGUAAAGUGCGCAGGUUAAAAGCGGCCACGCUGGACAGGCUGGUCUCUCACCUUCUGGACCCCUGCUGUCAGGAGCAAGACUACGGCAGGAUACUGCUGUCAACGUAUCGCACCUUUACCAGCUCCAACAAACUCAUCGAGAUGCUCUUCCAGAGGGAGAACUUUGCCUCUGCACUUGACAGCACCAAUUACCCUAACAGCUCUUUGUGGAGUUUGCUUCAGAUGUGGUUGGAUGAGUACAGCGAUGAUUUCAGGGAGCCUCCCAUGCACUCUUCCCUGCGUCUCAUGUGUUUACAGCUGAGAGGACGCCCUUCUCUCUUCCCCCUGGCUAAACACUAUGAAGCUCUCCUGAAGAAAUUCCAGACUGAAGAUGUUGUGACAGGUUGUCCAGUUGAUCAUAUGGAUGAACCAGCCUUGAAUAUGGAGGCAAAAGACUUUGAGUCAGAAAACCUUGCAGAUUUCAUGGAUUUCUCCAUCACAGAUGUUGCAGAACAGCUCACUCGUAUGGAUACUGACUUGUUCAUAAAGGUGGUCCCUUUCCAAUGUCUGGGCUGUGUGUGGUCUCAACGAGACAAGAAGGAGAACCUCUCACCCACUAUUUGGGCCACCAUCUCCCAGUUCAAUGCAGUCACCAACUGGGUCAUCACUUCUCUGCUUCGUCCCUCGUCUAUUGCUUCAUCCUCCCCAACCACACAAAGAGCGAGAGUCAUAGAAAAAUGGGUGCGGGUUGCACAGGGGUGCAGAGAGCUGAAGAACUUCUCCUCUCUUAAGGCCAUUUUAUCUGCCCUUCAGUCUAACCCCAUCUACAGACUAAGGAAGACCUGGGCAGCUGUGAGCAGAGAGGCCGUGUCUGUCUUUGAGAACCUGUGCAAAACGUUCCCAGAUGAGAACUGUGUUCUGACUAGCCGAGAAAUCUUUGUGGAUGACGGAAGUCAAGAUGACACAGAUAACAAUACCAUAAAUACAUCCAAGAGAUGUCCUCAAACAAGACAGAUGAGCUCAGCUGGAGGAACAGUUCCAUACCUGGGCACAUACCUUACAGUACUGACCAUGCUGGACACUGCCCUACCAGACACCGUGGAGGGUGGUCUCAUAAAUUUUGAAAAGAGGAGACGGGAGUAUGAGAUUUUAAGGCAGAUCCGUCAGCUGCAGGCCUCGUGUUCUCAGUAUGUUUUACCCCGUCAUCCUCAGAUCGCUGCCUGGCUACAGAGUCAGAAACUGCUGUCAGAUCAAGAGAGCUAUGAACUUUCCAGACAGCUGGAGACUCCUCAUGAUACUUCUCCAUCCAACAGCGGCUGGAGUCACCGAACUCUCACUAAAAAGCUUUCAUCGCUCUUGUCAGGAAAUGAGGGCUCCAGAAAGAACGCAGAUCAGAUCAGCGUGUCCUCGUCAGGAUCCAGCAGCUCUGAAAUUGAGGAAUCAGUGUCUUUUAUACCACCGUCUCUUUCUAGUUGUGGUCAGAACACGUCCGAGGCUUUUCCCUCGUCUUCCUCUCCUGAUUCUUCCACCAUGUCUAGUUCAUCCUCCAGCUCUCAGCAGGAUCUCAAUCUUAAUCCAUCUUCCUCCUCCUCAUCUUCAGCAUCAGCUGACCCUCACCUGGUCUCCUGCCAUAAGCGCUCGGUCUCCAUGACCUCCCUGCCCUUCUACAACAGACAAGUGGAUGACUCCUGCAUCAUCAGGGUCAGCGUGGAGUUCUGCAACAAUGGCAACAUGUACAAGAGCAUACUGUUGACCAGUCAGGAUAAGACGGCCCAGGUGAUCCAGAGAGCUCUGCAAAAACAUAACCUGGAAGAUGUUAGUGAGCAGGAUUUCACCCUUGUACAAGUCCUGGCCCAAGGCAGAGAGUUGCAUAUUCCAGAAAAGGCCAACGUAUUUUACGCCAUGUCUUCAUCAGCCAACUAUGACUUUGUUCUACGCCGAUGCCCAAAAGGCCAACGGAAGCAACUCAUACGCUCAGUUUCACUGUCAUCAGGACGAGCAACGAAAUAACAGAGGAUUCAGCCUUGAUUUCUGGAGGAUUCAUAUUUCCUGCUGAAAACCGUCAAGACACAAGUCAUUCAGACACAAAUGGAAAUGUGUGCGAUUGAAAACAAGUCAUUUAAAGAAAAUAAAAGACUAUUUCUGGUUCACAUUUCACCUUGGGAGGUGAUGAAAACUCCAUGAAUCGCCGUUCGCAAGCUAUUUUACUUCCAUAAUGUGAUGUAUUUCUGGUUGAAACAGGAUACUUAUGAGGAUACUUACUCAUUUAACUGGUUUGUGAAAGGUUAAAAUAUGAGGGUUUAGUGACAUUAUUACAUUUUGAUGAAUUAAUAAUAAUUGAACUAAGAACAUUCACUCUUAGUUUUAUACGUAACCCCACUGAACCUUUUUUUGCUAAGAGUGUAUUUAUAAAUCGUGUCAAUUAUGUUGACUAUGGCUUUGCAAUGGAAAGGCAAAUAUCACAGGUUCAGUUUCAUGAACUCAUAACCCUGUAAUUUGUUUUAAGUGUCAAGAGCCAUACCAAAUACUGCACCUUCUUGAAUUCCUCACAUUCAUUGCAGUGAUAAUGGGAUAAAGCAAUGUUUUUCAAUGACCUUCAGCUCUCAUUCUCUGCCUGUCAGGAGACAGGCUAACCAGAUUCACUGUAUGAUAAUGCACUAACUUUGAAUUGAAACACAAUCGGACAUCUAGAGGCCUGGGAUGAGACUUUUAUGAAGGUCAACGUCUACACAGACUGCCCGAGGUUGAUACAUCAUCAGUUCACAGUGUUCCUUCUGAUUAAACCAUAAUGAUGCAGGAAGACGAGCCGCUCCGACAGGUGCAGUGGCAUUCCUGAGACAUGCUUUCAUACUUUUGUCCACUGAUGCAUGUGAUUUCCUUCACACAUCGUUUGAUGAACCCAUUUUUUGAUUUUUCUGCAUUACUGAAUAUGCAGUUGAUAUUUUGACACCACUAUGUCUUAUAUAUCCUCCUUUAUCUGCACAGAAUUCAGUAAACUUGACUCUCUACAAGCAGUCUGUACUUUUACAAGCUGUUGCAGAGUAAAAUUUACAAGAUAAAUUAUUUUAUCACUCUAAGAUAUUUUAAAUGUAGAGAUUUUAUUAGCUACUACAAUAUUUAUGUUAGUUUAUGUUGUAAAUUUUAGAUAAAAUGUAAUGUACAUUAUGACUUGGCAGUUAUUUGAAUAAUUUCAGUGUUUCAUUUAUUAUUUUGUUUUAUUUUUUCCACUCAAUGUAUUCUGAACCCUGCAACAUUUCACUGAUGGACUUGAAGCAUUUGUGUCUGAAAAACAAUGUAAAAACCAUGUAAAACACAGAAGUGAAACACUGAGCACAAUCUACAUGCUGAUCUGAGAUGAAAUGCACAGAUUGAUGUGGAUUUGCUGUUGUGUAAAGAGAGGUAUUGUGAAAAUAAGCUGGUAGAAAAUGCUUACAAUGACUGAAUAUAGGCUACCCUAAAGGUCACUGACACAGGCAAGAAGCAUUUUUUUCGUUUUUUUGCACAUUGACUGGUAGGUGACAGGCACCUAAACAGGCUUAUAUUGAGCUAUAAUUAACACAUCUUAAAGCACCUGUUCAGUUUUGUAUCCAGUUUUACAUUUUGAAGACCUGACCAUAUGGCAUGGAGAUAUCAGUGUCCUCAGCAGAUCACAUGGAGAAAUCAAUAAAGAAAAUCUGAAAAAAAUGACUGUAGAAGGAGUCUGU
Molecule: messenger RNA, 4381 nt
Organism: Ctenopharyngodon idella (grass carp)
Lineage: Eukaryota; Metazoa; Chordata; Actinopteri; Cypriniformes; Xenocyprididae
Product: ral guanine nucleotide dissociation stimulator-like 1
Exons: 17
Coding region: 555-2687 (710 amino acids)
Biological process (GO): Ras protein signal transduction; positive regulation of GTPase activity
Cellular component (GO): plasma membrane
Molecular function (GO): guanyl-nucleotide exchange factor activity
Source: RefSeq, a predicted model, not a curated record